AUGGCAAUGUUCCAUGUCCAGCCGAGUGCAAAGCUGUACAUCCAGCCAAGAGCAAUGCUGCACACCCAGACAAUAGCAAUGCUCCACAUUCAGCCAAGCGCAAUGCCGCACACCCAGUCAAGAGCAAUGCUGCAAACCCAGCCAAGAGCAAUGCUGUACACCCAGACACCAGCAAUGCUGCACACCGACAAUAUCAAUGCUCCACAUUCAGCCAAGCGCAAUGUUACACACCCAGACAAGAGCAAUGCUCCACAUCCAGCCAAGAGCAAUGCUGCACACCCAGUCAAGCAGUGCUCCACACCCAGCCAAGAACAAUGCUGCACACCCAACCAGGAGCAUGAUGCAUACCCAAACCCAACCACAAGCAGUAUCCCAAACCCAGCCAAGACUAAUGCUCCACAUCCAGCCACCAGCAGUAUCCCAAACCCAGCCAAGGCUAAUGCUCCACAUCCAGCCACCAGCAGUAUCCCAAACCCAGCCAAGACUAAUGCUCCACAUCCAGCCACCAGCAGUAUCCCAAACCCAGCCAAGGCUAAUGCUCCACAUCCAGCCACCAGCAGUAUCCCAAACCCACCCAAGACUAAUGCUCCUCAUCCAGCCACCAGCAGUAUCCCAAACCCAGCCAAGGCUAAUGCUCCACAUCCAGCCACCAGCAGUAUCCCAAACCUAGCCAAGACUAAUGCUCCACAUCCAGCCACCAGCAGUAUCCCAAACCCAGCCAAGGCUAAUGCUCCACAUCCAGCCACCAGCAGCAUCCCAAAUUCAGCCAGGACUAAUGCUCCACAUCCAGCCACCAGCACCACCAGCAGUAUCCCCAACCCAGCCAAGGCUAAUGCUCCACAUCCAGCCACCAGCAGUAUCCCAAACCCAGCCAAGACUAAUGCUCCACAUCCAGCCACCAGCAGUAUCCCAAACCUAGCCAAGGCUAAUGCUCCACAUCCAGCCACCAGCAGUAUCCCACACCCACCCAAGACUAAUGCUCCUCAUCCAGCCACCAGCAGUAUCCCAAACCCAGCCAAGGCUAAUGCUCCACAUCCAGCCACCAGCAGUAUCCCAAACCUAGCCAAGACUAAUGCUCCACAUCCAGCCACCAGCAGUAUCCCAAACCCAGCCAAGGCUAAUGCUCCACAUCCAGCCACCAGCAGUAUCCCAAACCCAGCCAAGGCUAAUGCUCCACAUCCAGCCACCAGCAGCAUCCCAAAUUCAGCCAAGACUAAUGCUCCACAUCCAGCCACCAGCAGUAUCCCAAACCAACCAAGAUUAAUGAUCCACAUCCAGCCAUGA
This is a messenger RNA of Liolophura sinensis, 1284 nucleotides long. Its product is annotated as skin secretory protein xP2-like. Lineage: Eukaryota; Metazoa; Mollusca; Polyplacophora; Chitonida; Chitonidae. The record is from RefSeq and is a predicted model, not a curated record. The transcript has 2 exons. Bases 1 to 1284 code for a protein of 427 amino acids.